ACCAAUACACCUAUACAUACACAUUCAUCAUAUAAUUAUAUAAACAGGAGUAAAACCCAAAAUCCCAAAUCAGUACCAAGCAAGGGAAAAUGGGUAUCAAAGAUCUUCUCAGAUUCAUGAAACCUUACAUUGAACCCAUUCACAUCAAGAAAUAUGCUGGAAAACGAGUUGGAAUUGAUGCAUAUUCAUGGCUUCACAAAGGAGCAUAUUCUUGUAGUAUGGAUCUGUGUCUGAACUCAAACGGUGAGAAGAAAUUGAGAUACAUUGACUACUUUAUGCAUCGAAUCAAUCUGCUUCGGCACCAUAAGAUUACACCGGUGGUUGUUUUUGAUGGUGGUAAUGUACCUUGUAAAGCUACAACUGAGCAAGACCGCCAUAGGAGAAGAAAUAGUAAUCGUGAUUUAGCAAUGGAAAAGCUCAAAGAAGGGAAUGUUAGUGCUGCUACUGAGUUCUUCCAGAAAGCCAUAAGUGUUACUCCUCAUAUGGCACAUCAGCUGAUACAGAUUUUGAGAUCAGAGAAUAUUGAAUUUGUGGUAGCUCCAUAUGAGGCUGAUGCGCAAUUAGCAUACUUAUCCAAUCUUGAGCCAGAACAAGGUGGAAUUUCAGUAGUGAUUACAGAGGAUAGUGAUCUCAUAGCAUAUGGUUGUGAAGCUAUUGUAUUCAAGAUGGAUCGAUAUGGCAAUGGAGAAGAGAUACUACUAGAUAAUGUUUUCAAUAAUUCUAAGGCUCGCACACCUUCCUUCCAAAAUUUUGAUAAGGAAUUGCUUACAGGUAUGUGUGUCUUAGCUGGAUGUGAUUUCCUAACCUCUGUUCCUGGAAUUGGGAUUGCAAAAUCUUAUGCUUUUGUGUCCAAGUAUUGGAACUUAGACCGUGUUUUGUCUGUUCUAAAACUUGAGAAAGGAUCCCAAAUGCCUGAAGAUUACCCCAAAUCUUUCAGAGAAGCAGUGGCAGUUUUCCAGCAUGCUCAAAUAUAUGAUGCUGACAUGAAAAUGCUCAAGCAUAUGAGACCUCUUCCAGAAAAGCUUCUGCAGUCUCUAGACGGAGAGCUUGAUUUUCUUGGACCUGAAGUCCCUCCAUCAAUAGCUACAGCAAUUGCAGAAGGAAAACUGGAUCCAAUUAGUAUGGAAGCCUUUGAUCGUUUCCCAAGUUCCAAAUGUCAUUCAGGUCCUGUUAGGAUCCAAACUUCAGGUCAGCUGCCAAGAAUUGAGGCUCCUAUGGUGUCUGCAAGAGAAAGUUGCUUUGUGACAUUUUCCAAAAAAGCCAGACAAGAUGAUGAUACAGAAAAGCAGAAUACAGUUUCAAAUGAAAGAAAGUGUACUAACAAAGUUGAAGCACUUCAAAAAUUAGUAGUGCCAUCAUCGAUUCAAGAAACGGUGGAUACCACAGUGGUAAUUGCCAAAAGCCCUUUGAAGGUUCCCAACAACAACCCUUUCAAGAGAAAAAAGUUUGACCAAACUCAUUCAAGUCAAAGAAAGGACCAAACUUCACAUGUUGAAGAUUUUGAAGUCUUAGACUGUUCAAUUAUCUCUACUGAUAAUAUAUCACAUGAAGUUCCAGAAAGUGAUGUUGCUUCCAGGAAAAGAAAGCUAGAAGAAACAACCCCAUGUUGUAUCAGCAUUAGUGAAGAGGUUUCUGGAGUGACCCAGGAGGAGAAUUCAGAGGUUUUAGAAUCCCAAGAAAGUGUUAAGUUAAAGAUAAAUAAUAGCAGUAGUAUUUUGAAAAAUAAGAUCAGUGGUGGAAAAAGGAAAGGGAGAACUGGGACACUGAAGAAUAGUAGUUCCAAUAGUUCGGAUAGUAAAAAGAGCAGUAUUCUAAACUUCUUUUCUCGUGUGUAACCCAAUUUUGAUUUAUAUAGUGCUUCAACAAUUUUUGUUUUUGAACUUUUAGCUGGUGUGCCAUAACUUUAACAUUGAACUUUUUAUAUAGA
Molecule: messenger RNA, 1927 nt
Organism: Humulus lupulus (European hop)
Lineage: Eukaryota; Viridiplantae; Streptophyta; Magnoliopsida; Rosales; Cannabaceae
Product: exonuclease 1
Exons: 11
Coding region: 90-1835 (581 amino acids)
Molecular function (GO): protein binding; metal ion binding; 5'-flap endonuclease activity
Source: RefSeq, a predicted model, not a curated record